Molecule: messenger RNA, 495 nt
Organism: Amphibalanus amphitrite
Lineage: Eukaryota; Metazoa; Arthropoda; Thecostraca; Balanomorpha; Balanidae
Exons: 3
Source: RefSeq, a predicted model, not a curated record
GCGCGGUCGGCGGCGGCUGGGUGUCGGCAGUUCCUGUCACGUGCCGGCAGCGUUGACGGGUCAGUGGUGAGGUGUCAGUGUCAGUGACAGGUGACAGCUCGGCUCCACCUGAGACUCAGCACCAGGCAGCGGCCCGUCCAGAGAAGCCGACAUGGAGGCGCCAAUGCGCAGGGCGCUGCUAGUGGCCUGCGCGUGCUGGCUGCAGCUGCGGCCGGCCAGCGGCCAGUGGGGGGCCGCCGAUCUGGCCGGCCGGCAGAGGGGCACCCCCGGCACCCGCGAGCUCAGCACGCUGAUCUCGCUGGCCGAGCUCGGACUGAACCACACCCAGUACCUGUACGACGUGCUGGAGCCCGACAUUUACCGCACCGGUCUGUCCCUGUCUCCGGACGAGCCCGGCUCGUACCUGGCCGCCUUCAACCGACAGCGGCCCCGCGCCAAGCACCUCGCCAAGUAUGGCUACGCCAGUCUGCACGCCAGCCGCCUCAUAUCGAAAAG